GCUAGUUCCCGGGAGAUGUGUUUUUCCUCACAGAAUCUUUUGGGAAUGUGUCGCUUUUUCUAAACUCUCUGUUUGAGUAAGCAUUGCAAGUCAGGAGACUUUUUGCUGCGUCACUACGGUAACCACAGGAGCUGUUUGAGCCUCUGUCUCCCUCAUUAAUAACUUGUGCUGUGGGUCCCUAUUAUGCAAGCUCUGAAACCUGAGAGCUGGUCACCUGUUCUGCUACCUGAGCUGGGGGCUCAGGGGAAGGGAGUGUCGGCUGGCUGCCCCACUAGAAAACUGGAUAGGAGGAGAUUAGGCCAGAGCAAGUGCCUGAAACUCCAGGGAUCUCUGGUGGAUGUGUUAGCCCACGUCCCCAGGUCUGAGCUGUGUGGUGAAGGUGGUGGAGCUGGAGAGGAGUUGUGGCUGCCGCUGGAGUGGUUCCAUACUCACCCCUCUGGGAGUUCCAUCCAAAACGAGGUGGAACUUUAUUUCGACAGAACAGCAAGUGUCACCUUCAACCCUGAGGAGACAGACUUGACCCCACCUGAGGGCUACUCACAUAGCUUUGACUGGUCAGAUGACCCUGGCUCCAGACCCCAGUCUACAGUAAGCAGUGAUCAGCUCUUUCCAUCGGGUACCCUGGGUCAUCUGGAGACAGUCAGGACCAGGUGCACACCUGGGAGAGAAUGGGUCAGAGUCUGUACUCUGUCUUCUGUUAGAAACGGGUGGCUGCCUUUACCAAAAAGAGGAGUACUAUAUGAGCUAACCGGCCUUCUCUACCAGAGACAAAUUGAACUUGGCAUCGACUCCAUCAGACGGAAGAGUUAUGACAGCGGUGUGAUACUCAAAGAGUAA
Messenger RNA from Salvelinus fontinalis (brook trout), 837 nucleotides. RefSeq lists its product as uncharacterized. The transcript has 3 exons. The record is from RefSeq and is a predicted model, not a curated record. Lineage: Eukaryota; Metazoa; Chordata; Actinopteri; Salmoniformes; Salmonidae. Bases 184 to 837 code for a protein of 217 amino acids.